CCUCCCACCAAGUUGGAUUCUUUAUUUAAUUUCCAUUUUUUGUUCUGCUCCUUUCUUGUCCGCCUUUUCUUCUGGUACUUCCUAGAACUAACCUUACACCACAAACACCUCUCUUUCUCUGCAAAACGGGAAAUCACUUUCGUCUUUCAGAAUUUCCAUUUUUUUUGGUGUUAGAAAUGCGAAGUUUUACGUUCUACGAGAGAUUUUCUAGAGCUUUCCAUGAUUAUCCUUCUCUUUCUAAGCUGAUUAUCAUCUCCACCGUCAGUGGGGGUGGCCUUAUUGCUUAUUCCGAGGCUAAUGCAUCAAGUGAUGCAUAUAAAGCUGCUCCAAUGGAAACGGGAAUCAAGAAAAAGAAGGUGGUGGUACUUGGAACUGGUUGGGCAGGAACUAGUUUCUUGAAGAGUCUCAACAAUCCCUCAUACGAUGUUCAAGUGAUAUCGCCUCGUAAUUACUUUGCAUUCACGCCGUUGCUGCCAAGUGUUACAUGUGGUACUGUGGAAGCUCGCAGCAUUGUUGAACCUGUUCGUAACAUAGUCAGGAAGAAAAAUGUUGACGUCUCUUUCUGGGAAGCUGAAUGUUUCAAGAUUGAUGCACAAAAUAAGAAAGUUUAUUGUCGAUCUAAUCAAAACACCAGCGUGAAUGGAAAUAAAGAAUUUGCUGUGGACUAUGACUACCUUGUAAUUGCAAUGGGAGCUCGUCCUAACACAUUCAAUACGCCUGGUGUUGAGGAGAAUUGCCAUUUCCUAAAAGAAGUUGAAGAUGCUCAGAGAAUCCGCAGGACUGUUAUAGAUUCAUUUGAGAAAGCAAGCCUUCCUGAUCUAAGUGAUGAAGAGAGGAAGAGAAUUCUUCAUUUUGUGGUAGUUGGUGGUGGACCAACUGGGGUGGAGUUUGCUGCAGAGCUUCAUGAUUUUGUAAGUGAGGAUUUGGUGAAGCUAUAUCCAAUGGUCAAAGAAUCAGUUAAAAUAACCCUUCUCGAGGCAGCAGAUCAUAUUCUUAACAUGUUUGACCAAAGAAUCACUGUUUUUGCUGAAGAUAAGUUCCAAAGAGAUGGAAUUGAUGUGAAACUAGGAUCCAUGGUUGUUAAAGUAACUGAUAAAGAAAUUUCUACCAAAGUAAGAGGAAAUGGGGAAACUAAUUCUAUGCCAUAUGGAAUGGUUGUCUGGUCGACAGGCAUUGGAACUCGUCCUAUUGUAAAGGAUUUCAUGAAGCAAAUUGGUCAGACAAAUAGGCGUGCUUUGGCUACUGAUGAAUGGCUGCGAGUUGAGGGAUGUGAUAAUGUUUAUGCACUUGGUGAUUGUGCAACAAUUAACCAGCGCAGAGUCAUGGAAGAUAUCGCAGCAAUAUUUAGUAAGGCAGACAAGGACAAUUCUGGAACUCUUACGGUAAAAGAAUUCCAAGAAGUCAUUAAGGACAUUUGUGAAAGAUACCCUCAAAUGGAGCUUUACUUGAAGAACAAAAAGAUGGGAAAUAUUGCUGAUAUGUUGAAGGAGGCCAAAGGGGACCUUGCCAAAGAAGCCAUUGAACUGAAUAUCGAAGAAUUUAAAAAGGCUCUUUCUGAAGUGGAUACUCAGAUGAAAAAUCUACCAGCAACAGCACAGGUCGCAGCUCAGCAAGGUGUCUAUCUUGCCAAGUGUUUUAACCGAAUGGAAGAAUGUGAAAGAAAUCCAGAAGGACCUCUCAGGUUCAGGGGAUCAGGCCGCCAUCGGUUUCAGCCAUUUAGGUAUAAACAUUUAGGACAAUUUGCUCCAUUGGGAGGGGAACAAACUGCAGCACAACUUCCUGGGGAUUGGGUUUCUAUAGGCCAAAGUUCCCAGUGGCUUUGGUAUUCAGUCUAUGCAAGUAAGCUUGUGAGCUGGCGCACAAGGACACUGGUGAUAACCGACUGGAUGAGGCGUUUUGUUUUUGGAAGAGAUUCAAGCGGCAUUUGAGUUGAGCCACAGCCGCACAGCUUACAACUACUGCUCCAAGAGUUUCUGAUUGGCUGAGUCAAAAGCAACUUUUGUCAACCACACUUACUAUUUGGAAAAAGAAAUUCUCUUUUUUUUAUUUGUUAUAUAAUAAUUCACAAGUUUAGCCCCCUUGGUAGUUUUGCUAUUUACCAGAACUUUUGGGGUCAAUUGUUCUAAUUAUUUUUUUAC
Messenger RNA from Pistacia vera, 2138 nucleotides. Its product is annotated as external alternative NAD(P)H-ubiquinone oxidoreductase B2, mitochondrial. Gene Ontology annotation, molecular function: calcium ion binding; NADH dehydrogenase activity. Bases 177 to 1928 code for a protein of 583 amino acids. The transcript has 10 exons. The record is from RefSeq and is a predicted model, not a curated record. Lineage: Eukaryota; Viridiplantae; Streptophyta; Magnoliopsida; Sapindales; Anacardiaceae.